This is a messenger RNA of Microdochium trichocladiopsis, 646 nucleotides long. RefSeq lists its product as uncharacterized. The record is from RefSeq and is a predicted model, not a curated record. The transcript is spliced from 2 exons. Bases 34 to 489 code for a protein of 151 amino acids. Lineage: Eukaryota; Fungi; Ascomycota; Sordariomycetes; Xylariales; Microdochiaceae.
GUAGACUAUGGACGAAAUACAGACCGGCUCGCAAUGCGCUGCCAGGCACAACCGCAACUCGCCAAACGAAGCUGUGUUCAAACCAUUGGGUGUGUCCACGAUUCCGGCGGCCGGCCCCACCUCGCCCCGGCGCCGUGCACACAGAGAUCCACCGUGCUCCGAAACCCGGGCUCCCGCGAGAACUGCAAGAUGGCUCCUCACUUGUGCUCCUACUCAAUACAUGUGCCAUAUAGCAGUCUACCAGCUAGAGCUGCAUUUCUUUUUGGGCAGCACUGCUCCGAAUCCUCCUUGCUCCUGAGCCCGAUGCAAUACGACACAUCGGCCGGAUCGGCAGCAGCUCUCACCAAAUUUCCCCAGGGAUCGGCCUUCAACAACAGAGUGUACCCCGGAACAUGGUGUGCUUUUGAACACGGGGGCGUAGACACGUCCCACGACACACGGCGCAUACACGGGACUCAUAUUCACACAUGCACAGACCAGAAGAAAUAGGCACUGAUUUUGUUCAAAAGACGUGUACACACGCCUCCAUGGGGCUCAUUAAGUAUCUAUCUACUGCUACAUAUAAUUGACAAGAGACGGCGUGGCGCGCUCUGGUCAGCCGACUUCCACAUAAUCCAGCAGUCGUGCCGAGAUAGGGACUCUGUCG